AUGACGAGCACUUCAGGCUCCGAUCCCAAUUACAACAUCCCGUUUGCUGCAUCAAACGUAAAUCUUCCGAGUUACACUCAAAGCCCAAGGAGAAAACGCACUAAACUCUCCACCAACGAAACCGCGUCUCCUUCUUCUCCAAAGAGGACUAAACGGGCCAAGAAACCAGACCCUAACGCUCCAAAGAUCACACCACCAUGCACCGAAUGCGGCAGAAAGUUCUGGUCGUUGAAGGCUCUCUUCGGUCACAUGAGAUGUCACCCUGAGCGUCAAUGGCGUGGCAUCAACCCUCCUCUUAACCACCAACGAACCGUCACGUCAUCACCAUCGCGGCUUACAUUGGAGCAAGAUCAACACGUAGCCUCUUCUCUGCUAUUAAUGGCUAAUGGCUGGAAUUUUUCCCCCGGUUUAAGUGGCGGAGGAGUGGAAGGACGGUUCGAGUGUGUAGUUUGCAAGAAAGUGUUUGGAUCACUUCAAGCGUUAGGUGUUCAUAGAGCAACGCAUAAAGAUGUCAAAGGAUGUUUGGCCAUUACAAACCCAACCGAAGUUGCUGUUAAUCAUCCUCCUCCUCGUCAAGAGAUCGUUGAUCAAGAUCAUAGGAGCAAGAGGUUGAAGUUGGUCUCAGGGCUUAUUCAUAAAUGUAACAUCUGUUUUAGAGUGUUUUCGAGUGGGCAAGCUCUAGGUGGUCACAUGAGAUGUCAUUGGGAGAGAGAUCAAGAGGAGAAGAAGAACCAAGAUUCUACUGUUAUCGAUCUUAAUGUUCCUGCUGCAGCGACGGUACAGAACUUGCCCUCUUCUUCUUCAGACACAUUGUCGGAGUGUUCGUUAGAUCUUACGUUGGGACUUUGA
Molecule: messenger RNA, 849 nt
Organism: Microthlaspi erraticum
Lineage: Eukaryota; Viridiplantae; Streptophyta; Magnoliopsida; Brassicales; Brassicaceae
Source: the annotation of a GenBank genome assembly